AAAAAAAUGGGGUACGAUCCCGACUCCCGCGCCGGCGCCGGCGCCGAACCGGUCGGCAUCGAGAUCCGCCGCUCGCGGGCGGGGCUCGGGGCGGAGGAGCCUGUGUUGGCUCCGACGCCGGUGCUGGCGCCGGUGGAGAAGCCUCGGGAGGUGUCGGAGCGGGAGCGUAGGCAGCAGGAGGAGAUGGCAGCAGAGCUAAGGGCGCGGAAGAGCACGCAGUGGAAGGGCCGGAGGGUGGUGUGGGACUACCGCAAGGCCGAGAGGGCACUCGCGCAGCUGGAGAACCGGGAGGUGGAGCCACAGGCACCGGAGGGGGAGGAGAAGGAGAAAGGGGCAGAGGAGGAAGAUGAUGUGAUCACUGAAGAGGAUUUGCAGAACAUACUGUCUAAGUUGCGUGAUCAGUACCAGUAUUGCCUUUAUUGUGGAUGCAAAUAUGAAUCACCAGAAGUGCUGGCAAAUGAAUGCUCCGGUCCUGAUAAUACUGUUAGCCCCUUUUUUCAGCAUCCAAAUUUUUUUACCCUUCUUAAUUUAGUAAUAACAUCUCCUUGUCUGUUGACAGACUGCUUCCUUGUAUAGGUGAUGUUUCAUCUUUCAUCCAUCUCAUGUACAUAUGUUCAAGAUGGCGCCAUUGGUUCCUCGGUAGAAUGGGAUGCAAAGGUUCGAGGCAUUAGUGAUAACCCCUCUGCUGUUAUGUUACUGUCCAAUGUCCUUUGGAAAAUACCAGAUCGCACCAUUUCCCAUGACACAUCACCUUUGACUAUAUAUGCUACCAGUUCAAUAAGGUACAUUAUUACUUUUAAAUGUUUUACAUAUGAUUUUAACUUGUUCAUUUAUUCAAGUAAUAUCUUUUCCAGCAAUAUUUGAAGUCUGUACUUGGCUAUUAUGGAAGGGUAAUUAAUAUCUUCUAUCUUCUCUAUGAAUGUUUGAAGCAGUAUCAAUCUAGAACACAUUAUGCUAAUGGAUUUGCAGUGGAGGAUAUUGAACGAUAAUCUCUAAUCCUAUGCGGUAAAGCAUUUUGCAGAUUCAGCUAUUGUGAAAGAUGCACAUACUGGCUUACUACUAUGACAGACCCGAUAUUGUUUGAAAGAGGAGGCCUCCCGGCUCCAGGAUGGUAAAGUCAGCUUAUUACUCUUCGUUUCCUCUGGUUCUGUAAAGAUCUUAAAUUCCUUCCAUAUUGUGUAUUUCAGGAUUCUGGGCUUUGGUGGCUCCACUGUGUCAUUGUUUGCCCAGAUGGAAAUCAUGAUGUCCUGCUUAGAAAUCCACAAUGCUCUACUGUCCAUUGACUAUGGUGCAGUAAUCUCUUCCAAUAGGUCCACUGUGUGCAGAGUGCAGUAAACAGUGAAACAUUGGAGGACACGAUACAGAAAGGCGUCAACCGUCGACAUUGAGAAACUGAAUCCUGCCUUUCUUUUCACGCGGGAGGUGCCAGAGCUUCAUAUGGUUUCACUGUGAAGACAGGUGCAGAGGUCCCUCUUCACCAUGGAUUUAUAUAGAGAGUAGAGGGUGGAUUUAUAUAGAGAGUAGAGGGCAUCAUAGUACUUCGCAUCUCAAUGUAUUUUACCAUUAUAUCUUGACUCCGUAGCAAUGUACGGGCAUACACCUAGUAGUAGUAGAGAUUAAGAAGGUAAGAGUAGUCUGCCGUUCUGCCCUCCCGCGUUCUGCCGUUCUGCCCUCUCCCGUUCCGCGCGCAGAAAAAAAAUCAAAUUAUGGCUCCUCAGGGAUCAAACCUUGGAUCUAUUGAGCAGAAUGCCUAGCCUUCCACC
This is a messenger RNA of Zea mays, 1763 nucleotides long. RefSeq names its product G patch domain-containing protein 11. The transcript has 4 exons. The record is from RefSeq and is a predicted model, not a curated record. Gene Ontology annotation, cellular component: kinetochore. NCBI's taxonomy places the organism in Eukaryota, Viridiplantae, Streptophyta, Magnoliopsida, Poales, Poaceae. The annotation marks the transcript as partial.